Molecule: messenger RNA, 2887 nt
Organism: Jaculus jaculus (lesser Egyptian jerboa)
Lineage: Eukaryota; Metazoa; Chordata; Mammalia; Rodentia; Dipodidae
Gene: Mtbp
Product: MDM2 binding protein
Exons: 22
Coding region: 5-2719 (904 amino acids)
Biological process (GO): regulation of protein ubiquitination; protein localization to kinetochore; traversing start control point of mitotic cell cycle
Cellular component (GO): kinetochore
Source: RefSeq, a predicted model, not a curated record
GAAAAUGGAUCGGUACCUGCUGCUGGUGACCUGGGGGGAAGGAAGGCUGCCGUCGGCGGCCGGCGGGGAGGCCGAGCCUGGGUCCGUGAUGUCGGCCGCUGAGGGCACCGAAAGGCGGCCGAACUUCAUGGCAGCUAAUAUUUAUCACCUCCUCAAGACAAGCAUUAGUGCUUCCAUCAAUCCAGAGGAUAGUACAUUCCCUGCUUGUUCAGUGGGUGGCGUACCUCAUCCCAAGAAGUGGUUCUUCGCAGUACAAGCGAUAUGUGGAUUUAAUCAGUUUUGUAGUUCUGAUUGGCAAGAGAUACAUUUUGAUGCUGAACAAGAUAAGAUUGAAGAUGUCCUUCGAGAAAACAUGGAAGAAUGUUUGAGCACUGCCGAGUGCUUUGACGACGAAGAUAGUAAUAGCAGGGAGUCCUUCCCCGUGGCUGACCUAUAUGAAGAAGCAGCAGAAAAUCUGCAUCAGUUAUCAGACAAGCUUCCUGCCCCUGGUAGAGCAAUGGUAGACAUAAUAUUGCUACCUUCUGACAGAGAUCCUCCCAAAUUACAAGACUGUUUACCCACUGUAGGAGCAUUAAAACACCUGAGGGAAUGGCAUGCAGCAAAAAUUACGUUAGCAGGAAAUCAGUGUGAAAUAAAUUGUCAGAAAAUUGCAGAAUACCUUUCUGCUAAUGUUGUUCCUUUCGAAGAACUCAGAAAUGUUGUUGACUCAGAGGAAUUAUGGAGGGGAAAGAUUCAGAUACGGGAAAGAAAGUUUGGAUUUGAAAUUAGUUUUCCUGAAUUUUGUCUCAGAGGAGUCACACCUAUGAAUGUUAGUACAUCUCAUUUAAAUAGUUGCUUUCUUGCCAAAAAGAUAACACCAUCAAAAGAGAAGAAUAUUUUACCUAAGGUUUUCCAUUAUUAUGGCCCUGCUUUAGAAUUUGUACAGAUGAUAAAACUGUCAGAUCUACCUUCCUGUUUUGUGUCAGAUAUCGAAUUUGAACUAGGAUUGAGUGGACACCACACCCGGCGGAAUUCCUCAUUGCUGUUGGAGCAGAUCUCUUCUCUGUGUGGCAAGGUUGGUGCUCUUUUUGUAUUGCCAUGUACAGUUAGUAACAUACUCAGUCCACCACCCAACCAACUCAGUUCAAGAAAAUGGAAGGAGUAUAUAGCUAAAAAGCCUAAAACAAUCAGUGUUCCAGAUGUAGAGGUGAAAGGAGAGUGCUCUGGUUACUACCUCUUACUACAAGGAAGCGGCCCUGGAAGGUGCAAAGCCAUGCUGAUUCACUCGGCCAACCAGAUCAAUGGCUCAUUCACAUUAACUUUAAUUCAUGGAAAGAUGACAACAAAGACAGAUGAGGCUCAAUUGAGUUUUCCUUUUGACUUCUUAUCACUUCCAAGCUUUUCUGAGGAGCAGAUAUUACAGAGGGAGAAACAGUUAGCUCACGUUCAAGUCUUGGCUUUGAAAGAAUGCCUGAGAAGGAGAAAGUUGGCAAAACGGCCUGAAGCACUUUCUGCAGAUGAACUCCGAAGUCUGCUGGCGCUCACGCGGGAACGCUUUUUAGAUCGCUUUGAUGCCCUCCUCCCUGAAACGCGCCUGGCACAGGCAGACAAGGUGAAAACCUCCCGGGUGUUAAAUGUUACCAGCGCAGUAGAACCUGAUUCUUCACGUGUAAUGGAAUCCAGUCCCGUGGAAUGGCCAGAAAGGCAUGUUCUUCAGAAUUUGGAAACGUUUGAGAAAGCUAAACAAAAAAUGAGAGCUGGUUCAUUUCCUCGUUCAUCUGAACAGUUACUCGGCCAUAAGGAGGCUUCCCGGGAUGCAGCCCCAGUGCUGGACGCUAAAGAGUUGCUGAGGCACUUCACCUCGGACGGGUCGCCCAUAGGGGACCUGCAGCCUUUACAGAUACAAAAGGGGGAAAAAACUUUCAUUUUGACACCAGAACUUAGUCCUCGGAAACUUCGGGUCUUACCUUUUGAAAAGGCCGCAGCAUGCCAUUAUCACGGAAUUGAAUAUUGCUUGGACGACCGCCGAGCUUUAGAGAGAGACGGGGGAUUUUCUGAACUGCAGUCUCGUCUCAUUCGGUAUGAGACCCAAACCACCUGCUCCAGGGCCAGCUGCCCCGCCCCCUCUGUGCUGAGCCCGCCUCCCGCCGUCCUGCCGGAGCCUCGGAGCGCCCCCGAUGGAGAAGCUCUGUACAGUGAACUCCGAACCGAAGCCUCUCAACUGAAGCGCAGAUCUAAGGAUCAGAGUUGCCUUUAUCCCCCCAAAAGAAUCAUGAAAUCCCAAAGUUCUGAUUCUCUUUGCCAAACAAAUGGCAACAAUAAUCAUCAUUGUCGCCGUCUCGUGGUGACAUCCAGAAAGCCACAGACCGAGCAAUCCUUGUCAGUGACUUGCCCAGGGCUGCCAGCUCCCGGUUGUGAAACUUCAGAAGCCACUACAAAAACCAGUUCAGUACAAAAAAGGGCACCUGAGUCAAAAGCAUCAAAGCAAAUUAAGGAAUCAAGAUCACAGAAACAUACACGGGUACUGAAGGAGGUAGUGACUGAAACCCUAAGGAAACACCGUGUCACUGAGGAUCAUGAAUGUUUCACUGCAUGCAGCCAGCGUCUCUUUGAAAUUUCCAAGUUCUACCUAAAGGAUCUUAAAACUUCAAGGGGACUAUUUGAAGAAAUGAAGAAAACAGCAAACAAAAAUGUUGUACAGGUGAUUGAAUGGGUAUUAGAAAAGACAAGCAAGAAAUGAUAUAGUUGCCCUCCUUAUGAGAAUUAUAAUUGGGUGGAUUGUUAUUGACUGGAAACUAUACACAAACUUUGAACUCUACUCCAAGAAUUCAUGCUACAUUUGAGAAGAAGAUCCUCAGUGUCCUGUAUUUAUAUAGUUUUUGUGAUGCCCAGUUAAGGUAUUUUUAAA